UGACCCACCGCAUCAAAGCGAUACAAGAACUAUUUACAUAGCAAAUCGUUUUCCCCAGCAUGGCCAUUAUAUUCCUCAGAAGUUUGCAGACAACAGAAUCAUAUCAUCCAAAUAUACGGUGUGGAAUUUUGUUCCAAAAAACUUAUUUGAGCAGUUCAGAAGAGUAGCCAACUUUUAUUUUCUGAUUAUAUUUUUGGUUCAGCUCAUGAUAGAUACCCCUACCAGUCCUAUUACCAGUGGAUUGCCAUUGUUCUUUGUCAUAACUGUGACAGCCAUAAAGCAGGGCUAUGAAGACUGGCUACGGCAUAAAGCAGACAAUGAAGUAAACGGUGCUCCGGUUUAUGUUGUUCGAAGUGGUGGCCUUGUAAAAACUAGAUCUAAAAACAUUCGGGUGGGAGACAUUGUCAGAGUAGCCAAAGAUGAGACUUUUCGACUGUCAUCCGAUCGAGUUGACGGUUCAUGCCAUGUUACUACUGCAAGUUUGGAUGGAGAGACCAAUCUUAAGACACACGUUGCAGUCCCGGAAACAGCAGUGUUACAGUCUGUUGCCAACCUGGACAAACUUGUAGCUGUUAUAGAAUGUCAGCAGCCAGAAGCAGAUCUGUACAGAUUUGUUGGAAGAAUAACUAUAAGUCAGCAAACAGAAGAAAUUGUACGACCUCUUGGGCCUGAAAGCCUCUUACUUCGUGGAGCAAGAUUAAAAAACACCAAAGAAAUAUUUGGUGUUGCAGUGUAUACAGGUAUGGAGACAAAGAUGGCAUUAAAUUACAAGAGUAAAUCUCAGAAACGGUCAGCAGUAGAAAAAUCCAUGAAUUCCUUUUUGAUUAUUUAUCUAAUAAUUCUCCUCUUUGAAGCCAUUCUGAGUACUAUUUUAAAGUACGCAUGGCAAGCUGAAGAAAAAUGGGAUGAGCCCUGGUAUAAUGGAAAAACAGAGCAUGAAAGAAACAGCAGUAAGAUUCUGAGAUUUAUUUCAGAUUUUCUUGCUUUCCUGGUACUUUACAAUUUUAUCAUACCUAUUUCACUUUAUGUGACUGUUGAGAUGCAGAAAUUUCUUGGAUCUUUUUUUAUUGGCUGGGAUCUUGACCUCUAUCAUGAAGAAACAAACCAGAGAGCACAAGUAAAUACUUCAGAUCUCAAUGAGGAAUUGGGACAGGUAGAGUAUGUGUUUACAGACAAAACUGGUACAUUAACUGAAAAUGAGAUGCAGUUUCGGGAGUGCUCCAUUAAUGGCGUAAAGUACCAAGAGGUCAAUGGUAAAUUAACUGCAGAGGGCUUUUCUGAAGAUUCUCCAGAUGGAAAUAGGCAUAGUUUGAUGAAAGAGGAAGAACUCUUCUUGAAAGCAGUUUGUCUUUGUCAUACAGUGCAGAUCAAUGCAGAUCAAACAGAUGGUGCUGAUGGUCCCUGGCAUGCCAAUGGAAUAGCAUCCCCAUUGGAGUAUUACGCUUCUUCACCAGAUGAGAAAGCUUUAGUUGAAGCUGCAAGCCGGGUUGGAGUAGUAUUUACUGGAACUAGUGGGGACAGUAUGGAAGUAAAAAGUCUGGGAAAACUAGAAAGGUAUAAAUUGCUUCAUGUUUUGGAGUUUGAUCCAAAUCGCAGACGAAUGAGUGUCAUUGUGGAGAGUCCCUCAGGGGAAAAGCUUUUAUUCACAAAGGGAGCAGAAUCUUCCAUUCUUCCCCAUAGUAAGAGUGGAGAAAUAGACAAAACCAGGAUACAUGUGGAUGAAUUUGCUUUGAAAGGACUAAGAACUUUAUGCGUAGCCUACAGAAGAUUCACCCCUGAGGAGUAUCAAGAAAUUGGCAAACGCCUUCAUGAGGCCAGGACUGCCUUACAACAACGGGAAGAGAGAUUAGCAGAUGUAUUCAACUUCAUAGAAAGAGAUCUGGAAUUGCUUGGGGCUACGGGAGUAGAAGACAAACUGCAGGAGAAAGUCCAAGAAACCAUAGAAGCACUCAGGUUGGCUGGUAUCAAAGUGUGGGUACUCACUGGAGAUAAGCACGAAACGGCUGUUAGUGUCAGUUUAUCGUGUGGACACUUUCAUAGAACCAUGAACAUCCUUGAGCUUGUGCAGCACAAGUCAGACAGUACGUGUGCGGAGCAACUGAGGCAGCUAGCCAAGAGAAUAAAGGAAGACCACGUUAUCCAGCAUGGACUAGUUGUGGAUGGGACCAGCCUCUCUCUUGCACUCAGGGAACAUGAAAAACUGUUCAUGGAAGUUUGCAAAAACUGUUCUGCAGUGUUGUGCUGUCGCAUGGCACCACUUCAGAAAGCAAAGGUAGUGCGACUGUUAAAAACGUCUCCAGAGAAACCUAUAACAUUAGCGAUCGGUGAUGGUGCUAAUGAUGUGAGCAUGAUACAAGAAGCACACGUUGGCAUAGGAAUCAUGGGCAAGGAAGGAAGGCAAGCUGUAAGAAACAGUGACUAUGCAAUAGCACGGUUUAAAUUCCUCUCCAAGUUGCUUUUUGUUCAUGGGCACUUUUACUAUAUUAGAGUAGCAACCCUUGUACAGUACUUUUUUUAUAAGAAUGUGUGCUUUAUUACACCACAAUUUUUAUAUCAGUUCUUCUGUUUGUUUUCACAACAAACGCUCUAUGACAGUGUAUACCUGACUUUGUACAAUAUUUGUUUCACUUCCUUGCCUGUCCUCAUAUACAGUCUUUUUGAACAGCAUGUGCAUCCGCAUGUAUUACAGAGUAAACCUGUGCUCUACCGAGACAUCAGUAAAAAUGCCCAUCUGGGGUUUAAACCGUUUCUUUACUGGACCAUCUUGGGCUUCUUUCAUGCGUUUGUUUUCUUUUAUGGCUCGUAUCUUCUAAUGGGAGAAGACACUUCUCUGCUGGGAAAUGGCCAGAUGUUUGGAAACUGGACAUUUGGUACUUUGGUCUUCACCGUUAUGGUUAUAACUGUUACGAUGAAGAUGGCACUAGAAACUCACUUCUGGACAUGGAUAAACCAUUUUGUUACUUGGGGAUCCAUUGUAUUUUAUUUCAUAUUCUCCUUGUUUUAUGGGGGAAUUAUCUGGCCAUUUUUACAUACCCAGGACAUGUACUUCGUAUUUGUUCAACUGUUGUCAAGUGGUUCUGCUUGGUUUGCCAUAAUCCUCAUUGUAGUUGCUUGUUUGUUUCUCGAUGUUGUGAAGAAAGUGCUGUACAGACAUCUACAACCAACAAGUACUGAAAAAGCUCAGCUUACUGAGGCAGGUUCAGGUAUCAACUGCUUGGACUCCAUGUGCUGCUUCUCAGAUGGGGAAACAGCAUGCACAUCUGUUAGAAGAAUGCUGGAACGACUAAUGGGAAGAUGUAGUCCAGCCCGGGUCAACAGAUCAUGGAGUUCAUCGGAUCCCUUCUUUGCCAACGACAGAAGCAUCUUGACUCUCUCCACAAUGGACUCACCCACUUGUUAACAGGGACACUUGUAGAUGCCUUGUGGAAGCCAUGUGGUGCUCACACACCUGUAGUAGGUUCUGAAGCAAGUUCAGUGCUCCAUCCCUGCCCUAGAAAAGACUAGCAUGACUUCUAAAUACAAACCAGGGCUACUCUGGUGGCCUGGCAUAAGUCAUCUGGACAGUAAUUGCUUCCCAUAUUUUUUUAUAAUUAUAUUCAAAAUCGCUAAAUGUAUUUUUUGUAAGGACUGCUUUUACCCCUGACCAUUUAACCUUUUUU
Messenger RNA from Pterocles gutturalis (yellow-throated sandgrouse), 3659 nucleotides. It is a transcript of the gene ATP11B, whose product is annotated as ATPase, class VI, type 11B. Gene Ontology annotation, molecular function: magnesium ion binding; ATP binding; ATPase-coupled intramembrane lipid carrier activity. Gene Ontology annotation, biological process: phospholipid translocation. Gene Ontology annotation, cellular component: endoplasmic reticulum; recycling endosome; plasma membrane. The record is from RefSeq and is a predicted model, not a curated record. Lineage: Eukaryota; Metazoa; Chordata; Aves; Pterocliformes; Pteroclidae.